Aspergillus glaucus CBS 516.65 is the source of this 889-nucleotide messenger RNA. RefSeq lists its product as uncharacterized. The coding region runs from base 111 to 572 and encodes 153 amino acids. The transcript is spliced from 3 exons. Lineage: Eukaryota; Fungi; Ascomycota; Eurotiomycetes; Eurotiales; Aspergillaceae. The record is from RefSeq and is a predicted model, not a curated record.
CCGAGUUUGCUCACCGGGAGCCCGACCGGCCUUGCACCUCUCGAAACGAAACAGAGAGGAGUACGCUACAGAUCCCCCACUGACAAUUCACCUGGAGAAUUGUACAUGGAAUGGGGAAAGCUCUUGCAUACGGAGUACGGAGAACAUAUGAACGGACGAAGAGCUACAGAGUAGUAUUUCCCUGCUAUUGCAUUGCAUCUCCCGCCACAGUACGAAGUACGCAUACGGGGUACGGCUCUCGUGCCAGAUGGCUGGAGGUCUCCUCGUUGCCAUCAGAAAUCAGCUUAUCCCAGCCUCAAUAUCUCAAUAGAUGGAAUAGAACAAAAGGUGAAAAAAGGAAAAGCGAAGACGUUCGGCAAAAAGCAAGACCCCGCUUGGCUUGCCAAACCAGCCAACCGUUGCGAUCCAAGUCAGUGCGUGUCUGUGUUUGUGUGUGUCUAUCAUUGUUAUUCUUGGUCAUGGCUGUUCGGCCAUCGGCACUCUUGACCGCUUGUCAUUCAUCAUCGGGCAGUGUCUUCGUCAGCCUUGGGGCGGCGAGUCAGUUGCAUCCGUCAGUUGAAUGGACGGGUUGAAGGAUGAUGGUUUGGGGGCCGGGAGCCUGGUCUGGUGUUUUGUUUAUCCUGGAUCAUGGGUCCAAUUCCUUUUUGCUCUUGCAGUUCCUGGUGGCUACGAGAGUAUGUACUCCAUACUCCAUACUCCAUACUUCGUACAGUUCAUGCCCAAGUUUUGUUUCGGAGGACUGGGAUUGACAGAUCUGCGCUGUUGUUGCUCUCUUGGACGACUUUCGCGAUAUAUCCUUCCUGCGUAUUCUGUAAUUUGCGUAUUACGAUUACGACCGGAGAAUAAACAUCGAUUUUGACCAUCACUCACUAAAGAAAGCCUUUAUGAC